Molecule: messenger RNA, 1077 nt
Organism: Trichomonas vaginalis G3
Lineage: Eukaryota; Parabasalia; Trichomonadida; Trichomonadidae
Product: vesicle-mediated transport
Exons: 1
Coding region: 1-1077 (358 amino acids)
Cellular component (GO): endoplasmic reticulum; COPII-coated ER to Golgi transport vesicle
Source: RefSeq, a predicted model, not a curated record
AUGCCUCUGAAAGAUUUUGAUUUUUUCCCUAAAGUUUUUGAAGAUCAUUCAAGAAAGACAGAUUUCAGUGGCACAGUAACAGUAGUGUGCUUAGCUAUUAUGAGCUAUCUCUUAGUUUUUCAGACUUUGGGAUUUAUUGCAUCACCUCCAAAACAAAAACUCGUCGUCGACCAAGCAAAGCUCCCAGUCAAUGAAGAUAAUGUUCUUGACUGGCCUUUUGUUCCAAAACUCCAAAUUUACAUAGAUAUCGAAUUUCCUUCAUUACCAUGCCCAGUUAUUGAUUUUCAAGUUCUUGACAGAUUCGAAGAAAUCCAAUCCGAUUCAUUUUCUAAAGUCAAACUGAAAAGAAUCGGACCAGAUGGAAAAAUUAUCAAAAAUAAAAAGACAGAGAAACCAGAAGUUUGCGGUUCUUGCUAUGGAGCAGCAUCAGGAUGCUGCAAUACAUGCAAAGAUGUCAAGAACGCCUUCAAAAAGAAAGGAAGAGUUCCACCUUCUUUAUCAACCAUUCGCCAAUGCAGAGAUGCUGUUAUAGACUACAAUCACAUUAGAAAUGAGAGUUGCCAUGUCUAUGGUACCGUUAUUGUUCCUCCAACUCAUGGAACAAUCGUAAUGAACUCAGGCGAUUCAUAUGGUGCACAAAUGAAUACUACAACCUCUUCUUUAGGAAUUUCGAUUGAUGAUUUUAACUUUACACAUAAAAUUAAUGAUAUUUACAUCGGUGAAAAUGAUCUUGGAGAUCAUCCAUUGAAAGGAAUCAAGAAAGUACAAAAAGAAGUCGGCAGAUACAAAGGAUUAUACUUUAUCCGCACAUUGCGCGAACAGAAAGGUUCCCUUCAGGUUUACAGAGCUACAUCAAGCCAUUACGACAGAUAUCGUGAGGGAACAACAGGAAAAUUCCCUGGACUUUACUUUAAUUACGACGUUUCUCCAAUUAUUGUAAUGUACAAACGCGAUACUACUGUUUUGAAUUUUGUAAUCGAACUGAUGGCCAUUCUUGGCGGAAUUUACUCUCUCGGAUCUCUCCUCGACCACCUUUCCCUUAUAACAAUUAAGCGCCAGGCUGCAUCAAUUGAAUAA